Messenger RNA from Purpureocillium takamizusanense, 1973 nucleotides. RefSeq lists its product as uncharacterized. The record is from RefSeq and is a predicted model, not a curated record. Bases 606 to 1850 code for a protein of 414 amino acids. The transcript has a single exon. NCBI's taxonomy places the organism in Eukaryota, Fungi, Ascomycota, Sordariomycetes, Hypocreales, Ophiocordycipitaceae.
GUCCCGCCAACGCCAACAACGACCAUCGACGAAUGCCCCCAACCACACCCACCACACGGACAUCAAUACAGAUGAUGAGAGGUUACAUGUGCAGGGGAAUGACUGAGUCACGUCAGCGAAGCUUGGCACGAUAGAUUAUUGCGAGCCGAUCGCCACCAGUCGCCGCCUGCCUCGAUCAGGGGACGAGAGCUCAGCGUCUGCACGGGCAUGUCUGACUACGCGCCGAACCUACCUUACUGACACGUUCAGCAAGAAAAAAAAGGAAAGACGAGGCGACACGUACGAGCACAGCAUGUUGCGGCUUCCCGGACUGGCGGGCUUCGCACUUUGUGCAGUCGCAGUGCUAGGCCGUCGCCAGGUCAGACAGGAGCCAUAAUUGUGAGUCUGGCCGCCCCGGCGCCGACGUUGCUUCUUCCUCUUGUCGCCCAUCGUCCGUCCGAGUGGUUUCUUAUACCGCUUCCGCCGCUUUUCUUGACGAGACAUUCAUCUUUCUUCAAGCCCUGGCUAUCUCUCAUAUCAUUACAACAGCAUUCCUCGCCCCCCUACCGUCUUCGCUAUGAGCGGCGCUGCUUCUCUUCGUAGCUCCUCGUAGCCGCAGAUCCAUCAUGGAUAUUAUCCGGGAUACCCCUCGUUACGUUGUCUAUCGCGCCAAGCAAGUGGUGCGUCGGCAUCGCCUCAAGCGAGCUGCGCUGCGGCUCCAGCAGAAGACGGGUCCCCCACAAGACGGCCCAUGGGAGCCAAAUCCCAACUCGCUUAGACAACAUCCCGUUCGGAGCAGAAUCGAGACACCAUCGACGGCAGCCUCGGCUGAGGCAGCCCAGGAACGAGCUACUGGCGAGUCUGCAGAUCAGAAAAAGACGGCCAUCGUUACCACUGGACCGGUCAACAACGAAAAGGAGGCGAGUGAAGGCAAGACCGACGACAGUGACGCUGAAAACGAAAACACUGAGAAGAACCACGACCAUAACGCUGGCGGCGAUGCCCAAACUGACAGAAAGGGCAAAGGGCGGGCUGGGCCCCGAGCCGAGCCCAAGGUCGACGAGAAGAAGCGUCAGGCAGCCGUCCCGCCUCCGGAUGUUCCAGUGCGGCCGACAAUCACGGACACUCGUCAGGACAGCGGUGCAACCCAGCAAGCUCCUGGUCCUGAACCGAGCGAAGCCAUUCCUGGCCAAAAGCCAGAGACUGCUGGCCCAAGCAAACCCCGCGGCACCGAGAAGUCCAAGGUCGGGGACAAUGUCACGAGCCAGGUGGCAGACCACAUCAGCUGCUCUAUUUGCGGCGAGGUCUAUGGCGAGACGGAGAAGAGAGGCGCGGAAUGGCCCAAGGAGGUUUAUGCAUACUUGCACUGCCGCCACGUCUUCGGCCACGAGUGUUUGUUUCGAUGGAUCGCAGACGCGAAUGCGCCGCCAAGAUGUCCCAAGUGUGGCGUGUCGAUGAGACACGCAUGCGAGCACUUGACCGUCCCGACCCAUAAGCCUCCGCGCUCCAACUCGCUAGCCAAGUUCGCGCAAUCCAACGCCGCCAUUGUGCCCUGGGACUACGAGUGGUGCAGGACCGAUGAGGGUCGGAGACUGCGAAGUGCCGUCGACCGAGCCAGCUGGAACAUGGACAGGGCAGACAGCAAAAAGAGGGAUGAGGCCGGUGUAGCGGCCAACUUUGGACAAAGCAUCGUCUGCAAGUAUCGGAGACUCGUACUCAACCGAGCGGUCAACAAGUUCAACAACAAGCAGGCCAAGUGGUGGGCCCGGCAAUGGGUCGAUUUUCCGGGCCGGAGCGCUCAGUUCAAAGAGGCAAAGAACCACGUCAAGUCGGUCAAGGGGCUUUCGGAGAUGAAGCGUAACGUGUCAUGAUGGCUGCGCGCACUUGGAUUCCCAGCGCACCAAGCCAGCGAGAUGAAUGGUACGUUGACCAUGAGCUAUUCUACUUGUAUGUUAGCACAUGAUUAGACGACAGCGACGAGAAAUACAGCAGCC